Messenger RNA from Solanum lycopersicum (tomato), 426 nucleotides. RefSeq lists its product as uncharacterized. Lineage: Eukaryota; Viridiplantae; Streptophyta; Magnoliopsida; Solanales; Solanaceae. The record is from RefSeq and is a predicted model, not a curated record.
AUGGAAAAGUGUGAAUUCGCUCAACAAGAAAUAAAACUUCUGGGGCAUAUUGUUAGUAAAAACCAAGUUCAAAUUGAUCCUAAGAAAGUGCAGGCAUUUGUUGACUGGCAAGCACUAAGAAAUGUUAAGGAUUUGCGAUUGUUUCUUGGGUUGGCUAACUAUUACAGAAAGUUCAUUGUGGGUUAUUCAAAAAGGGCAGCGACUCUGACUGACUUGUUGAAGAAAGAUGCUAAAUGGAUAUGGAUUGUACGAUAUAAAGAAGCUUUUAAAAAUUUAAAGGAAGCUAUUACAUCUGAACCCAUAUUAAAGUUGCCUGAUUUUGAAUUGCCAUUUGAAGUACAUACUAAUGUGUCUGAUAAGGCUAUUGGAGGCGUGUUAGUACAGGAAGGUCAUCAUGUGACACUUCGAAAGUCGAAAACUGAAUGA